Messenger RNA from Callorhinchus milii (elephant shark), 840 nucleotides. Its product is annotated as protein atonal homolog 1-like. Gene Ontology annotation, molecular function: protein dimerization activity. Bases 1 to 825 code for a protein of 274 amino acids. The record is from RefSeq and is a predicted model, not a curated record. The transcript has 6 exons. Lineage: Eukaryota; Metazoa; Chordata; Chondrichthyes; Chimaeriformes; Callorhinchidae.
AUGCCCACAGACAGUCACCUCCACAACCCCCAGCGCAGACAGCACCCACCAGCAGACAGCAGACAGCACCCACCAGCAGACUUGUCCCUGCUGGACACCGACCCCCGAGCCUGGUUGGCCCCGGUGUACCCCCCGGCACCUGCCCGGCACACGCCGAGUACCUGUCGCCCGGAUCGUCGACGAGACGCUGUUGGGAGCCGACGGCGACUUGGAGGAGGAGGAGGAGGAGGAAGAGGGAGAAGCCCCAUGAAGGUGCGGGAGCUGUGUCGGCUGAAGGGCUUGGGGCUGGGGGUGGGGGAGCUGGGCUGCCGGCAGCGGGCGCCCCCCAGUCGGCAGGUGAACGGAGUGCAGAAGCAGCGGAGGUUGGCGGCCAACGCCCGGGAGCGGCGGCGGAUGCACGGCCUGAACCACGCCUUCGACCAACUGCGGAACGUCAUCCCGUCCUUCAACAACGACAAGAAGCUCAGCAAGUACGAGACCUUACAGAUGGCCCAGAUCUACAUCACAGCCCUGGCCGAGCUGCUGCAGGGGGGAGGGGGAGGGGGGGAGCGGGGGGGGGGGGAGCAGCCCCCAAAGGCGAGCCGCGAGGAGGAGGAGGAGGAUCUGUCAUCGUCGUCUUCCCCGGCCCUGGUGGGGCAGAAGAAGGCUUCCCCUCGGUCCCACCGCAGCGAUGGGGAGUUCUCCCCUCACUCGGGCUACAGCGACUCAGACGUGGCCCUGGAUCUGCAGAGCGAGGAGGAGGAGGAGGAGGAGGAGGAAGAUGAGGAUGAGGAUGGUGGUGUUGGUGUUGGUGAUGAACUCUCUGAACUGGUGCAGAAUUACUAACAUCCCACCCACACC